Fonsecaea erecta is the source of this 1224-nucleotide messenger RNA. RefSeq lists its product as hypothetical. The coding region runs from base 1 to 1224 and encodes 407 amino acids. The record is from RefSeq and is a predicted model, not a curated record. Gene Ontology annotation, molecular function: oxidoreductase activity; FMN binding. NCBI's taxonomy places the organism in Eukaryota, Fungi, Ascomycota, Eurotiomycetes, Chaetothyriales, Herpotrichiellaceae. The transcript is spliced from 7 exons.
AUGGAACAACUCGUCACGCCAAUCAAGCAUCUCGCGCAACCCCUGCAAAUAGGGCCGCUGAAACUCCGUAAUAGGUUUGGGAUGUCGUCGAUUUCUCGGAAUAGGUCUUCCAACGGCACGUAUCCCAACGAGCUCAAUGCCGAGUACUUCUACCAGCGCGCUCUAGGCGGCGCGGGCUUCAUUUCGGCGGGCGGCGCCCUCAUCGAACCCCAGGGCACUCCGAUGCGCGAGACUCCCCAGAUUGACACGCACGAGCACAUGCUGGCGUGGAAGAAGGUCGUUGACAAGGUGCACACCGUGCCCGGGUCGAUCUUCUUCUGCCAGCUUUGGCACUGUGGCCGGAUGACCUAUGCGGACGCCAAAAUCCAAAAGGACUACGGCAAGCCGACCAUCGCGCCCAGCGCCAUCCAGGCCCGCAUGGGCAUUGCUCCCGACAACGACGGCGUGUACGAUCUCGAGCCGGGGCUGGACAAGGGCUACUCGGUGCCGACGGCCAUCGAGGACCCGAAGACGGUGGUCGAGCAAUUCCGCCAAUCCGCCAUCUAUGCGAAACAGGCUGGAUUCGACGGCGUCGAGUUGCACGGCGCCAACGGGUACCUCGUAGCACAGUUUCUUGACGACGGUGCCAAUAUCCGGACAGACGAAUAUGGUGGUUCGGUCGAGAAUCGCGCAAGAUUCUGCUUGGAGUGCAUCGAUGCGCUUGUCGAAGUGUGGGGACCCCAUCGCGUGGGCAUCAAGCUGUCUCCGGCGGUUGGUCGAGGCGACCUGGGCAUGUUCCCCGUGGAGAGACAGAUUGAACAAUUCACCUACCUGAUCAAGGAGCUCGACAAGCGCCCCCUGGCUUACAUAAACCUGGUCAGAUACCUGGAGUGGAUGGACAUGGAAGUCGACGGCAAGAUGCGAGGGCCCGUGCACCCCGUGUGGGCGACAUAUCGCCACCUGAUCAAGAACGCCAAGGUGUUCCUAAACGGCGCCAUCUCCCUGGUCGAGGCCGAGGAACUUCUCAAAGACAAUACCGGCGACGUGAUCAUCUUCGGUCGCCCCUGGUUGAUCAAUCCGGACUUUGCCAACGCGGCGAUGGCCGGCAGGGAGAAGGAAAUCAAGUUCGACUACAACUUUGACUACUUUGCGCAGUAUCCGCCUGGAGACCAGGCUAAGGGGUAUAUCGACUAUCCUUUCAUAACGACCGACUACCGGGCUCCACAAUUGGCGUCGAAGAUUUAG